GGAGGAAGUUUGGAUUGUGUUCGCACAUUGCUUGCAUGGGGAGCCGAUCAGCUCCAGAGAGAUUCAUCUGGGCGAAUACCUUAUUCUGUAGCUAUAAAGCACAAUCAUGGAGCUUGUGCAGCUUUGCUAAACCCAUCAGCAGCAGAACCUCUUGUUUGGCCUUCUCCAUUAAAGUUCAUCAGUGAACUUGAUCCAGAUGCAAGAGCUCUUCUAGAAGUAGCUCUGAUGGACGCUAACAAGGAAAGCGAGAAAAUAAUAUUGAAUGAAAGAAAAAAAUUGUUGUCUCCUGCAAAUGUGGAUGAAGCAUUUCAUGAUGAUGCUUCUGAGCUCCUACAGCUUAAUUCUGCAUAUUUGAUUGCCAAGGGAAAUUUGUAUACUCGGUCACGUGAAGAUGCAGCCAGUAAGUUGCUGGAAAAGGCUUUAAAGAUUAAGUUGGGAAGAGGAUUUUAG
Zingiber officinale is the source of this 450-nucleotide messenger RNA. Its product is annotated as E3 ubiquitin-protein ligase XB3-like. The record is from RefSeq and is a predicted model, not a curated record. Lineage: Eukaryota; Viridiplantae; Streptophyta; Magnoliopsida; Zingiberales; Zingiberaceae. The transcript is spliced from 3 exons. The annotation marks the transcript as partial.